AUGCAAGCUAAAUUCAAUAAUGUAAUAACGUAUAUUAUAUAUGUACGGAUAAGUUAUGGCCGAGCUUUGAAGAAGAGAGGUAAGAAGAAGAAGUCAGAGGUAAAAGGAGGUGGGGUUGAUGAAUCCGGCGGCGAUGGGUUGGCUUCUGUGAUAGCAUGUGAUGUGAUUAAUCCAGACCAUAUUGAUGUUGAGUUUGGUUCUAUUGGAGGGUUGGAGACUAUUAAGGAGACUUUGUAUGAGCUUGUGAUUUUGCCCUUGAAAAGGCCGGAGCUUUUUGCUUAUGGGAAGCUGUUUGGUCCUCAAAAGGGUGUCUUGCUCUAUUGGCCUCCUGUUGUUGUUGUGUUUAGCUUGGCGUACAAACUCCAAUCUGCUAUCAUUUUUAUUGAUGAGGUGGACAGCUUUCUUGGCCAGUGCCAUUCAACUGAUCAUGAAGCCAUGGCUAACAUGAAGACUGAGUUUAUGGCUUUAUGGGAUGGAUUUUCUACUGAUCCGAAUAAUGGGUUAUGGUUCUUGCUGCAACGAACAAACCAUCAGAGCUUGAUGAAGCAAUAUUGA
This is a messenger RNA of Eruca vesicaria subsp. sativa (arugula), 555 nucleotides long. NCBI's taxonomy places the organism in Eukaryota, Viridiplantae, Streptophyta, Magnoliopsida, Brassicales, Brassicaceae. The record is from the annotation of a GenBank genome assembly.